AACGGAUGUAUUCUGGCGUGUUACAGAACCGUUUCACGUUGUCUUUUUUGCUGUAGGUGGACUUGUGAGCUGAGGGCUUCAAGUCCAGUGAGACUCUGGCGAAGAAGAUGAUUCAGCUGUAUAAGCUGUGCAGCAAGCAGCUUUCCCGGCAGGACCACUACGACUUCAGCAUGAGAGUCGUCAACUCUGUUAUCGUCAUGGCCGGGUCUCUGAUGCGAGAGAACCCAGUGAGAACGUGGUGUUGAUUAGAGCACUACGAAACUCCAACCUGCACAAGUUACUCAAGGAUGACGCAGAACUUAAAAUAAAAUAAAUUGAUAAAUAGUAAAGAACGCCAAAGCUUACAUAUGGAGUAUCAAAGGUGUUGGCUCAAAUUUAGCCUAUUACCCAAAAACACUUAAAAUUCAACUUAGAAGCCAAUACUCACAUCUACCUCUGAGCCCAGUUGGAGAUAGAAAAAAUACACCAGCCAUGAGUGAGAAGAAGCAAGGGUCCAGAUUUAUUGUUCCGUUCCACCACACGAGAUCCACACCGAUGAGAAUUCUCAGAAGUGAUCCCCCAUACCCUGAGCCUAAGCUCCAGUAUUUAUACUGUAUUUACUCAGUAAAUAACCCAUAUGUUUCAAGAAGACUAUGAUAUCAAUACCAAUAGGGUUAAAAAAGAGCUCAUCUACCUUACUCUUAUGUUCCAGAAAAGGGCUAUUCCACUUUCACAUAGAAUCAAAACCAGGGGUUCUCAAAUUACACAGAAAAUCAAAACCAAGGGAUUUCUGAUAACCCAGAAAAUCAAAACCAAGGGAUUCUACUAAACCAGAGAAUCAAAACCAAGAGAUUUCAAUAACCCAGAGAAUCAAAACCAAGGGAUUUGAAUAACCCGUAAAAUCAAAAGUGGAGAGACAAAACAUUAUCGUUAUCACAGGAUCACUGGAAUCAGGCACUAGGAGGAAAUUCCAGGACAAAUUAGGAAAUACAAUUAACUGACAUUUGCAAAUUCUUUGCAUCUAAAAAGCUGUAAUUAUAUACUAUAUAACUUUUUUUUAAAGCAUUUAAAGUAUAUAACAUUAGCACCUUGUAAUGUUAUACCAGAUGAAAGUAAAGAAUCCUGGAACAUCUGAACAUCCAUAAUCUGAAAAUCUUGAACCUAGUGUCAAUCGAGUCAAUCCAAUCCUUCUUGUGUGCGUUUAGCGGUAUUCUGUCGGACCUCUUUCCUGGUGUGGGCGUCCCCGAGCAUGACUACGGCGUGCUUCAGUCGAACAUCGAGGCAGCUCUAUGCGCCCGCUCCCUGCAGCCCGUCUCCAGCAUGACCGCCAAGGUGAUCCAGCUGUACGAGACCAUGCUGGUGCACCAGGGCGUCUUGCUGGUGUGCCCUACAAGAGGCGGUAAGACCACAGCGUACCGUGCCCUCGCUGACGCACUGCGCACCCUCCACGAGACAGAGGGCUGCGAGGUGAAUCUCUUAUACAAGCCCAUCGAGACCGACGUGCUCAACCCGCAGUCAGUGAGCAUGGACGAGCUGUAUGGUGAAGACGACCCUCUCACACUGGAGCGGAGUGCCAUCAAACCGUCCCUCGGCAGUGACACCGCCGACACGCACAAGUGGGUGGUGAGUGACGUACCUGUGGACGUGCCUGUGGAUUGAGAAAAUUACCCCCGUGUUGGACAACAACAAGACGCUCUGUCUGGCUAACGGUGAAAGGAUCAAGCUCACACCUUCUACACACAUGUUAUUCGAGGUGUUACCCAUCAGACACAGAUAGCACCGGUCCUAAAAACCAUCACAAACAAGCACAAGCAUGUCAUUUCCAAGAAGAUUUUUUUUUACAUUAAAUGCAUUCCUGAUGGAAAGGUCACACACGAACGUAUCUUUAAGACUUCACUCUUUCACACGCCUAUAACGAGCGAUAAACGCAUUCGAAGCAUGUUAUAAAGCCUCCGUAAUGCAUUACGCAUAGUAUUUAAAUAAAUAUUAUUAUAAUAACAUGCACUACACUACAUUAUGAAUUCUUAACGUAUUGUUAACACGUCUUUACUGUGAGCGGGAUGAUGACCAGACGCAGGCAGGCUCCCGGGUACUCAUAUCCGUAGACGUACUGAUACCGAGCCAUUCUGGCCACGCACUUAUCCAGAUCCACGUCCCAGUAUUAGCACAGCUGCCUCUGCCACUCAAAGUUACUGCUCGAGUC
This is a messenger RNA of Ictalurus punctatus (channel catfish), 2182 nucleotides long. RefSeq names its product dynein axonemal heavy chain 6. The coding region runs from base 1300 to 1638 and encodes 112 amino acids. The transcript is spliced from 2 exons. Lineage: Eukaryota; Metazoa; Chordata; Actinopteri; Siluriformes; Ictaluridae. Gene Ontology annotation, cellular component: dynein complex. The record is from RefSeq and is a predicted model, not a curated record. Gene Ontology annotation, molecular function: minus-end-directed microtubule motor activity; dynein intermediate chain binding; dynein light intermediate chain binding. Gene Ontology annotation, biological process: microtubule-based movement.